AUGUCAUUCCCUAAAGUCGCCAUCAUCGGAGCAGGCCUCUCAGGUCUCGCCCUAGCCCUCGCCCUUCACCAACAAGGCAUAGAGUCUAUCGCCUACGAACAACAAAGUGCCCCCCUCGACAUCGGCGGUGCAAUCAUGCUAUCCCCCAACUCCCUCCGCGCCCUCGACAAGCUCGGUGUCUUUGAACGCAUGCUCCCCAAGUCCUACAAAUUCCAGGACUUGUACUUUUACUCCCAAGACGAUAAACUCGUUGACGUUUUUGAGUUUGGCAAUAAAGAUAAAUACGGUUACUCUGGUAUUCGUGUUUAUCGCUUCGAACUCAUUAACAUUCUUCUUGAUCUUGUUCGUGAGGCGGGUAUCAAGGUUGAGUAUGGGAGAAAGUUUGAGAGUAUUGUUAGUGAGACAGAGGAUAGCGUUACGUGGCGCUUUACAGAUGGGAGUGAAGAGACGGCUAGUCUUCUUGUCGGCGCGGAUGGCAUUCACUCUCGUGUGAGAAAGUAUCUCCAUCCGGAACUUGAACCAAAGUUCACGAACAUGAUUGGAGUCACAGCUGCUGUUCCUGCGAAGCAACUCAAGCUAGAGAACAAUGAGUAUAAGCUACCAGCUACUUUCAUGCACGACAAGCGCGGCGCUUUCGUCAUUGCACCGCAGUUGGCAGAUGGUUCGGAAGUUCUUAUUGGAAAGCAGAAGAUGUUUGUUGGUGAAGAUCCAGGUCGUGAUGCUUGGAAGGCUAUGAACUCUGAUAAGACGUGGUGCGUUGACUUUUUGCGCGAAGGAAACGAGGAUUUCCCCGCCAUCGUCGCAAACUCCACCUCAGAGAUUUCACCUGACAGGGUCAACCUUUGGCCGUUUUAUCUUCUCCCCAAGCUUGAGACUUGGGCAUCAAGUGACAAGCACGGUCGAGUCGCUAUUCUCGGCGACGCAGCCCAUGCCAUUCCUCCCACCGCCGGUCAGGGUGUGAAUCAGGCAUUCGAGGAUGUUUACACCUUUGCUGGCGUUCUUGGUCAGCUGAAGGGGAAGUACAGUGAGGGUAUUAGUGAUGCUCUUGAGCGAUGGCAGAAGGGAAGACAGGAGCGUGUUGACAAGAUCAUUGAGUUGAACAAUGAGAUUAACAAGAGGAGGAUGCCUAAGCAGGCUGAUGUUGAGACUAAGCCUUUUGAUAUUGAUUGGCUUUACUCUGUUGAUUUGGAUGAGAUGGUGGGACAGUUUGUUGGUGGUAAUUAA
Molecule: messenger RNA, 1224 nt
Organism: Fusarium redolens
Lineage: Eukaryota; Fungi; Ascomycota; Sordariomycetes; Hypocreales; Nectriaceae
Exons: 1
Coding region: 1-1224 (407 amino acids)
Molecular function (GO): FAD binding; monooxygenase activity
Source: RefSeq, a predicted model, not a curated record